CGACAGAGGAAACUUAGAGCAGGGGAAACUGGUUUGGUCGGGUUUGCCAAGAGAUGUCUUGACUUUUAGUUGUUAUAGCUCUUCAGGUUGUCUCUAGUUUGGAAGCUCGGCGCAUGGAUAUAAUUUGUAAGAAGCACUAGAGAUACGAGUUUUAAAGAUGUUCAUAUAUAAUUAGUCACCUAAACUCAUUUAGCACUCGGUAGGAUGUGUCUGAAUAUAGGCAGUUAUUAUUACGUAGUAAGGCAAUGGUAUCGAAAUAAACUUGAAAUACCUGGUCUGCGUUAAGUUUUAGGGAAGUCGUGGGAGUCUGGUCUCCGCCCCUCGCUCAUCUGGCACCGCCUCUUGUGUGCGAUUUCCCUCGGAGUUCGCGGUAGUUUCUUGCGCAGGCGCAGUGCCUUUACCAUGGCGGAAUUGAUUUCUUUCGUGGUUCCCACCCAGAGUGACAAAGUUUUGCUGGUGUGGGAGCUGAGCGCUGGUCCCCCAGCCGAGGCCUUAAGACAUUCUCUGUCUGCAGCGUUCUCCCAGUUUGGCCUUCUGUAUUCAGUCCGAGUCUUCCCGAACGCCGCGGUGGCCCGCCCCGGCUUCUACGCCAUCAUCAAGUUUUACUCGUCAAGGGACGCGCAGAGAGCCCAAAGGGCCUGCGACGGGAAGCCUCUCUUUCAGACUUCGCCAGUGAAGGUUCGUCUCAGCACUAGACAUAAGGCCCUGCGACAUCAGGCCUUUGCCCUAAACAGCUCACGAUGCCAGGAACUGGCAAAUUUCUACUUUGGCUUCAAUGGAUGGUCAAAAAGGAUCCUCAAGCUGCAGGAGCUCCCUGGAGCGGAGGACAAGGCCCUUGCGGGGCCCGGGCGGAAGCAGAGCCUCAAGUUCUUCUGUGCUGUGGAGGUGGUGCUGCCGUCCUAUGGAUGCAGGAGCCCUGGAGUCGGCAUCGCUGACGAGCCUCUGCACCAGCUGGAAGAAGCCCCCAUUCAGGUAUUUGAAAUCUGUCUGCUUUUGCUCGGCUCCAGGACAGCCAUCGUUUCUCAUGAGGAGGAAGACCGCUCAGAAGCUCGCGAUCCAGAGCGCCUUGUCAGACGCCUUCCAGAAGCUGGCCAUCGUGGUUUUAGGGUUUCUCUGUGUAGCUUUGCGCCUUUCCUGGAAGCUCAUUUCUUGAGGAGUAGAAAAUUGCCCAUUGCUUCUAAUCCAGUGUCCUCUAUGCCAGAAAGUGGCAAGGUCGCGGUAGAGUACAUUCCCAGUGAAGAGUCCAUAGAUGCCGAAAGUGAGGAAGAGCUACAGAGUUUAAUCCAGGUCAGCUCCUUUCCUUGGAAUCAGCCCGGCCAAAGGGAGGAGGAGUGUCUCUCCGAUUUCAGCUUGGAAGAGGAAGAACCGGAGCUGUAAGAACUGCACUAGCUCUGUGUCGAGGCAAGGCCCUGCCAUCUCACUCUCCUGGGAACGUCUACAUUUCUGAUCUGUGGGCUGUUGGCAUCCCUCAACACCCAAGUGUGAGGCCCAAGUCUUGCCCAGCACCUCGGAAGAGGUCUAAGAGGCUGGCUGCUGCCUUUGCCUCAGGAAUGACCCUGGGAUGGGAAGAGGUUCCCUGUGCAGAAUGGCACUGGGCCCAGAGGAAUAAAGGUCGCCUAACAAA
Peromyscus maniculatus bairdii (prairie deer mouse) is the source of this 1624-nucleotide messenger RNA. The record is from RefSeq and is a predicted model, not a curated record. NCBI's taxonomy places the organism in Eukaryota, Metazoa, Chordata, Mammalia, Rodentia, Cricetidae.